AAAUAAUUUUGUUCUUGCACCCAGACCAAGAUGGCUGCCGAGAACUGGGAUGAUAAUGCCGGACCCGUUGAGGCUGAGGUGCCUGAGAUUCACCUGUUUGGACGCUGGAGCUGUGAUGAGGUCCAAGUCAGUGACAUCAGUUUGACUGAUUACAUCGCCGUCAAGGAGAAGUAUGCCAAGUACCUUCCCCACAGCGCCCAACGCUACCAGGUUAAACGCUUUCGUAAGGCACAAUGCCCCGUAGUGGAGCGUCUGACAAGCUCCAUGAUGAUGCACGGCCGCAACAACGGCAAGAAGCUUCUGACCAUGCGCAUCGUCAAACACGCCUUUGAGAUCAUUCAUCUGUUGACCGGAGAGAACCCCCUUCAGGUUCUGGUGAAUGCCAUCAUCAACAGCGGACCCCGUGAGGAUUCCACCCGUAUCGGUCGUGCUGGAACCGUCCGCCGACAGGCUGUAGAUGUGUCCCCACUCAGGAGAGUCAACCAGGCAAUCUGGCUUUUGUGCACUGGUGCCCGUGAGGCUGCUUUCAGAAACAUCAAGACCAUCGCCGAGUGUCUAGCUGACGAGCUCAUCAACGCAGCUAAGGGAUCAUCCAACUCUUACGCCAUCAAGAAGAAGGACGAGCUUGAACGUGUCGCCAAGUCCAACCGUUAAGAAAAUUCAAACCAGAACUCUCACAAUGGCACAAUAUUGCCAAUCAAACCUCACCACAGCUACAACAAACCAAGUUUAUUUCUAAACAACUAUUUUUCAACGACUGCUAGGUUGAGAAUCUGUGUAUGUUUUUAUGCAGUAUCUAUUUUUGUUGACAACUUUACGAAAUUUUAGCUCUGACAGGCUGGCCACCAGUUAGGCUGCUGGACCUCUGUUUAAAGCAAAGUUGUUUUCUUCUUAGCAGUUUUUACGUUGAAAAAUGCCAACACAAACUAAUUUAAUUCUUGGUUGCAUUGUUUACUUGAUCUUAGGACAAGGAUAUUGAAAAAAAUAAAAAUAAACUGUACACACCACUGAGAAGGCUCAG
Molecule: messenger RNA, 1021 nt
Organism: Asterias rubens (European starfish)
Lineage: Eukaryota; Metazoa; Echinodermata; Asteroidea; Forcipulatida; Asteriidae
Product: 40S ribosomal protein S5
Exons: 5
Coding region: 31-654 (207 amino acids)
Biological process (GO): ribosomal small subunit assembly; translation
Cellular component (GO): cytosolic small ribosomal subunit; ribosome
Molecular function (GO): mRNA binding; rRNA binding; structural constituent of ribosome
Source: RefSeq, a predicted model, not a curated record